AUGACCUCGUUAAUACAGACCUCAAUAGAGGCAAUGGGGAACCCCAACACAAUCCCCACCACCAAACAAGAACAUUUAUCAUCCUCAUCCGAAACGUCAAUAGAUUCGACAUCUGGUAAGUUGAGCGCCGGCAACACCAGCAAGUCCUCAGUCACCUCAAUCCCGUUAUUGAAGUCCUUCCAAGAUUGGUGGUCGUCAUCGCUGGAACUAAAACGAGAGCAUAGCAAAUUGAACAAAGACGAUUUGAAAUUCAAAGAGGCGUUGCUUAAGAAUAGACAAAUUGAAUACGACUUAUUCAGAGCUGUUUUACUGAAUGAUAUUUACAUUGAGUCACCAGAGUUGGGAGAGACCGAGACGAGUGGCACCAAAGACAAGGACAAAGCCAAGUCAAACACAAAGCGAGGUGCGCUACUUGAUAUUGAGCUUAAAGACGGGUCAUUCAUUCACGAAUUUUACUUGGAAAAUACCAACCCUGGUCCAGAACAACACAUUGUGAUCAUACACGGAUACAUGGCGGCAUUGGGAUACUUUAUCAAAAACAUUGAACUGUUGGUUCAAAUCCCCGGUAUACGUAUCCAUUUGAUUGAUUUACCCGGGUUUGGAAAUUCAGCAAGACCCCGAUUUCCAAGACAGUUUCUCACUACUCCCACCAAAAAACGACAACAGAUUGAACAGAUUUUGGAGAUUGAAACUUGGUUUAUUGACAAGAUUGAAAAUUGGCGUAUGGUGAGAAAUAUCACCCAUUUCAAAGUCAUUGCUCAUUCAAUGGGUGCGUAUUUGUCUUGUUGUUACUUGAUGAAAUAUGGGAUACAAGACAACGGUAAUAAUAUUGUCACCGAUUUGAUCUUGGUUAGUCCAAUGGGCACGGAAUCGAAUCAGCAUAGUUUGAUUAAUGACGAGAGAUACAAUGUGAAUCUCCACUACACCAGUAACCCUUUACGAGAGUUACAAUUUGAAGAAGAAGAAGAAGGAGGAGGAGCAAGAGGAGGAGCAGGAGAAGAAGGAGAGGCAGAAAAAGUGGUGGUUAGUCCUGAAUUCACUAAAGCUUUGGAACUAGUGGGCAAACCUAAAUUCCCCAAAAGUUCAGUAUUACAGAAACUUUGGGAAAAUAAUAAAUCACCCUUUGACUUGUUACAAAAGACGGGUCCAUUCUACUCGAAAUUGAUUUCGUACUGGUCAUUUGCCAGAUUUAGAAACUUGGCUGGUUCCCACGACACAAUGGACCUCAUUUACAAAUUACACGGUUACUCAUUCUCCAUUUUCAACCAGUAUCAAUCCCUGGGAGAAUUGGCAAUUACAAAACUCAUAAAUCAUGAAAUCUUGGCCAAAUUGCCACUUUGUGAUCGAGGGUUUGUUGAUUUGGUGGUGGAUAAUGGUAUCAAUACGUUGUGGGUGUAUGGAGAUAAAGAUUGGAUGAAUUCAAAAGGAGGUGAAUAUAUUUACAAGAAGAUUGUGGAAAAGAAUGAUGCAAUUACAAAGUUUGAAAUAGUUCAAGAUGCUGGACAUCACAUAUAUCUCGAUAAUCCACAAGCUUUCAACAAGUUGGUUCUAAAUUUCUUCUUUUCUUCACCGAGUGUUUAG
Molecule: messenger RNA, 1581 nt
Organism: Lodderomyces theae
Lineage: Eukaryota; Fungi; Ascomycota; Pichiomycetes; Serinales; Debaryomycetaceae
Exons: 1
Coding region: 1-1581 (526 amino acids)
Biological process (GO): cardiolipin acyl-chain remodeling
Cellular component (GO): mitochondrial inner membrane
Molecular function (GO): A2-type glycerophospholipase activity
Source: RefSeq, a predicted model, not a curated record